Molecule: messenger RNA, 3079 nt
Organism: Ceratitis capitata (Mediterranean fruit fly)
Lineage: Eukaryota; Metazoa; Arthropoda; Insecta; Diptera; Tephritidae
Gene: ebd2
Exons: 3
Coding region: 1491-2603 (370 amino acids)
Molecular function (GO): DNA binding
Source: RefSeq, a predicted model, not a curated record
UCGUGGCUGUUCUGGGGCCGUCGUUGAUGUUACGUUGCUUUGUUGUUAACAUUUACACGUAUGUGUUGGUCCCUUGUUGUUGCUAUUGUGGGUUUGUUUUUCUCAUAUAAACAUUGUGUGUACGGUUUCUAUAUUUCAUAAGACCAAUCAACACACACAGAACGAACCAACACCAGUGUCACUUAGUCGUUUCGCGUUGCUCAGUAGUUAAGCAUUACACGCCGAAAAGCUAAAGUGAGUUAUUGGAUAUCAAAUUCGAACCGACAAGGAGUGAGAGGCGAAACAAGUGGUGGGGAGACAUAGCUGUGAAAGGAAACCUGACGAUUAAAGCCACUCGUCUAAUUCACCGACCGAGCCUUAAACUAAACCGAGUAUCACACUAGUUUUUCCUUGGUACAAAUUCGUUUGGUAGUAUCCGUUUGUGUCGGAUAGAGCUCUCACUCUCUACACACGACUCUUCAUACAGUACAAAGUGUCAAAUGAUCGGAUCGAAUUAUGGACAACCAGUAAAGAGCAUCAGCUGAGCUACGCGCAUACAUACAUACAAGAUAUACAUUCGUUUUCUGAUUGUGACCACACAGGCUUAGUAGCUGAAGUUCUACAUACAUACGUGGGAGGUAGAAGAAAGAACAGAAAAAGCACAAACAAAUCUGAGGGUAAUCGGAGGAGAAGCGACUGUUUUACGGAAGCUUAUGUUUAAUAAUAAUCGUUGAAGCUGCAGCUAGUACACUACACCUGUAUGACCGCAUGUACAUAUAUAUGAUAUAUAUUUAAAGAGCGUAUUCGUUACCAAUCGCUGUAACAACAAAACCUUCAUAUUUAACGACAAACAAACCAAGUGUUCAUACAACUAUUAUUAACCAGCAGCUCAACUAUAUUCUACUGCUCUGAAAUCUGUACUCGUUGCCUACACUUCGUCUCGAUUUGGUUUGACAACAAUGGAAAGUGCAUAAGAGCACACACAAGCAAACAAACAAGCAAAGCAGUGGGCUGAGCUAUGAACAAACCAACAAAUAGCAGGAAAUCAGUGGGAAAGUAGAAGAAACGGAGAUAAAUACAAAUCAUCGCUAGUAUUUGCGCGCACGGCAAAAACACGGUACAAAAACACAAAUAUACAAAAGUGCAGAAUUAGCUGAAUUUUUCAGAAAUAACAGUUGUUUCAUUUGUGCAAUAAAUUUUCAGUUAAAUACAAUAAAAGUAUUUAAAAUAAAUCAAAUAUUUAUCACGUUUUAGCGGAAAGGCAUAUCAGAGAUAGAAGAGCGAUGAAGAAAAUUUGAUAAAACAACAAAUAAUAAGUAAUUGAAACCUCUCUAAAUAAUGCGAGCAACUACAUCCGCACAUACAAACAUAAUUUCAUAGUAAUAAAAAACAACAUCUUUGUGCGGAGCACAUAUGCGAGCCGCCUCGCUUACGUCAAAACACUCCACAUUUGAAGCAAUAAAAAAAAUUUUCAACGUAUUUCAAACUAAAAACUGCCACUACACAGAAUUAUGACCGCUAAGCCGCCCAAAAGUGCCAAUAAAGGGGUAAAACGCCGCAAUGAACGCAAUAUACUCACAUUCUAUGAGAAGAUCGCUGUCAUUCAUUGCUAUGAUGAGACGAGCGUUUCGCGUAACCGUUUGGCGAAACUGUUCCAUUGCUGUGCUACACAAAUACGACGCAUCCUCGAACACAAAGACGAACUGCUCCAACAAUUGGCCACUCUUAGUGAAUCGGAUGCAUCUAACUUUAUCGAAGAGAUGGCACGGAAACGUCGAAAAUUCGAAAUGACCGCCAUAAGCUUCAUUCUACAUGAGUGGGUGGAACGUUGUCGAGUGUUGCGCUUACGGAAAAGCAUAACAAAUCAAACUCUUAAGGCCACAGCGCUCAAAAUGGCCACUCUUUUGAAUUUACCAAGCUUUCGACCGUCUUAUCGUUGGUUAGAUCGUUUCCGGGGCAAAUACAAAUACACAGCCGAAGAUCUAGGUACCUCCGGUCCGGAUGCCGUGGACGGUGAACUGGCCGUGGAGGAUAUUAUUAUUGAAUUUAAGGACGCUUUACCAAAUUUCAUGCAAACCGAAAUAUCAGCGAUCACCUCACUCGACAAAGUUACGGAUGGUGUAGACUUAGAAAAAACAAAGAUCCCAAGGCAAAGUGCCAGCAAUGAGAAUAGCAUAGAUUACGCUUUCAGCGAUGACGACGGUGAGGUCGAGGAGGUGCGCGAGGAAAUAGAAAACGAUGCGGAGGCCUUGGUGUUGUGUGAUUCCAAACACUCUAGUGGCUGUUCAUCUAACACAGAUACAAGCACACUAGGCAUUACAAACAGCACUACCCCAGAAGAUAAUAGUGGCCAAAUCAAAAUGAACGCCGGCACCACAGCUGUAUUGGGUAGCAUAUUUCCUCACCUCGCCGUCAUACAUCAGUUUGCCCUACUCAAUGCUGAUGUCAAGGCGCUGGAAUUGAUCUCACAAUUGGGUGUGCAUAUGCAAAAUCAGGCUGUUGAAGGAGCUUACAAGCAACUGACCCUGGCGUCAACAAGUGAUGAGCCCAUUGUGGACAGUACCCAGUCGGAUGUUGGAGCUUUGUAUGCAGCCGAUCUUGAUGAUAUUGUUCUAAUUGAGUGAAUAAGAAUUCUUUAAGUUUUUCAUUUAAAUAUACUUGGUAUACGAGUAGAAUACGAACUUAGUUUCUAUGUAGGGGAAACUUCACACAUGGGCCUUUGAAUUUAGUAUAAAAAAAUCCACCGCCUUAAUAUAGAGCUUAUAAUGAGAACCUACUUAUCAUAGUAUAUAAGAAAUGUACAUUUGUUUCCAUAUUUAGUAAGUAAGAAUUUAAAUACAAUGAACAAAUGAGAUCUAUGAAUGAAAUAUUGUGAAGAUGGAUUUAUACUUAUUUAGAGGAAUCUGGUUUAUCUAGAACUGUCUGCAUUGGUAUCCUCGCAAAACUUAUACGGCUGUGUAAACUGACGCUGGAUAAUACCAGAACAUGCAGUCAGAAUUAAAAUUCAAACAGGGUGACUCUUUAUGGUGCGAUUUCAUCAAUUUACUGCUGAAGAAAAUAAUCAAUAAUAAAUAGGCAAAGACAAAGUACUAGAGUGUUC